Leopardus geoffroyi (Geoffroy's cat) is the source of this 4128-nucleotide messenger RNA. RefSeq lists its product as uncharacterized. The coding region runs from base 2463 to 3404 and encodes 313 amino acids. The record is from RefSeq and is a predicted model, not a curated record. The transcript has 2 exons. Lineage: Eukaryota; Metazoa; Chordata; Mammalia; Carnivora; Felidae.
ACAGAGCCUGACACGGGUCUCGAACCCGUGAACCUUGAGAUCGUGACCUGAACCGAAGCCCGACGCUCAACCAACUGAGCCACCCAGGCACCCCUCAAUCUUUUUUAUCUACUUCCUGCUCAUCAAGGGCAGAGACCCCGCCUAUCACUGGAGGUCAUGCAGAUGUCUUGCUAUCUGAUCUAACACUGAUACGGAAACAUGGUCCCCAGUCGGUGUGGACUUGAAUCCCCAUGCGAGCAUCAGCUUGUUGUAGUCUGGAGGACGCACAUUGGACAAAUGAAUUAAAGAGGCGUGGCCCAAAUAGAAGCAGCAGUAAAAUAGCCCAAGGAGAGGCAAGAGACAGGUAACACUUGGCGGGUGGAGCCCCAGAUGGCUUGAGCCUGGGGUUCUUAAAAUGAUGUAGCCAAGAGGCCAGAUGGAGGGUGAUGUUACCCCUUUGUUCCCCGUCUCUGAAAACAGUGUAGAAUGUUGAAUGUAGAAUGUAGAACAUUGAUGUAGAAACAUCAGGAUGUAUUUGCAAUAGCACAUUUCUCUGCUUGUUCAGCCAGUAAAUUGUCUAAGGCUAAUUGGUGCUCUGAGACCAUGGAAGCCAUUGAGUCUGAUGAUGUUUAGAUAAGUAUAAAUUCCUGUCGGGUUCCAGCCACCACUGCGGACACAGUGGCUGUGACAUUUUGUGUGACAGCACUGCUUCAAAUUAGUCCCCCGGCUAGUCCUGUCACGAGUCUCACCAAGGUGACUGUUACAGCAAUCAGCAGUCCUACAGCUCGCCUGGACUUCGUGGUGAGAGCUGAGUGUCAUUAGGGUUAUUGGAGAAUAUUUUAAUAUUUUCAGGGCGAGGUGCGACACAUCCCACAGCUCAGUCACUGCUAAUAUUAUUGGUAUUGUGACAUUGAAGUGGCGUCCCCUUCCCAUCUACCAUUCCUAGGAACACCGUUCCUUUAGCCAGACACAGCAGCCUUGGGGAGGGAUUGGUGGGGACUGAGGGGUGAGUGGCUGUGAGGCACCCACAGGGAGUUCUUGUCAUCAUCUGGGUCGCCAUCACCAGGGGUCCAGGGCAUCUGUGGCCUUGUGUGACAGUCCGGGUAACUGUGCCACCAGAGCCAUAUCUCCUGGAUCUUAUCUCCAGGGCUGUGUUUGAGUUGGGGGUCAUAUUUCUGCACAUAAAGGGGGUCAGGGCUGGGGGUGGGGUGGGGUUAAGUGCACCUUUUGGUGAGCAUAAGAUGGGAGCUAAGUAGGCCGGCUCCGUGGGCAGUCAGAGUAUAGAUGGAGGGCCUAUGAGGAUCUCAAGAGGUGUCAUGUGGGGACAACCUGGGAUCUACCUUGGUACAUCAGGUUAUGGCUGAGGGAUUAAAGCAUUUUGUUGUCAUCAGGUCAGUGGGCAUCAGGUGGGUGUGGAGGACUGGGCUUGUGUGAGAUUUACCGGUUCUGUAAACGGGGUGGGUUUGGACCCAGGACCACUGUGCGGGGUAGACCCCCCUCCCCGCCAAACAUCUUUAUGUGCCUCUCCAUGGAUCUGUUGGUGACAUACCCAGCAGUGGGAUAAAUUUCUGAUGUGGUCUGAGACCAUGGUUUUAGUAAUUUGGAACAAAGAAUUUUCUUCCCAUUUUCCCACAUCUUGCUUACACCGUAUUACUAUUAACAAAGACCUAAAGCACCAGGACCAGAAGGGACGUGGUUAGUUGUUGUUGUCGUUGUUGCUGUUGUUACUGUGAAUCCUAGCAAGGACACAACAGACCCAGAACCACCCCAGGAAAUGUUAGGCUAGACCGGACCCUCUCCCCAGCAGGGGUGAGCACUGGAGAAACUCAGGGGGGCUGCGUUAAAUCCUUGUGAGCCGGACCCAGCUGGGUAUUCCUGCAGCCCUGCAGCGGAGGGAGUGGCCAGGACUAUACGGUAGGGUCCUUCCCAUCUGGAUUGGAGUUGGUCUGGCAAGAUUUUAUUGCCACAUUCCCGUCUGGCCUCUUGAGUCUUGGCUUCGGUUAACCUGAAAAUGAAAUAGCCCCCCUCCCCCCCCCCCCCCCCCCCGCCGCCGGCUCCCACAACCACCUGUUGCUUGGGAGGGACUUGGGCAGCCCCAACUAGCCCCAGUAGCCUUUUCUGUCCUCCAACAGAAAGCCUCUCCCCAACCGGUAAAAACGUCUGCACACGCAGGGAGAUAUUAACCAGCCAUUGGAGGCGUCUGAGUAACAUCCAUGCCUGUCUGUCCGGGAACGCGGGGUCCGCCUCCGGGUGUGUUCAUGACGUCAUCUUGCCAGCCGGUGAGCGUAGGAAGCUCUGUGACAGUGUGAAUUAGGAAGCAAAGCGAUGCUUCUCCAGUGACACCCGACGUUUAGUUUUGCGCUGGGACCCAGGGGAGCCGGGACGGUGUCUUGGCUCGCGCACAUCCAGAAAAGAGUGACUGUGGUGUGCCCUGUUUUCCAGGUGCCGAGAUGAGGGUGAUAUUACAUGCACUGUCCCCUUAAAUGCUGGAGGCAGCUCUCUGGGGAGAGGGUGCCAGCAGGGGCCCUGCUUUGCAGACGAGGAAGCCCAGGCAGCGGGGAGCAGCUCGUGUGAGCUGCAGAGUAGCGGAAUCAGGCUGUGACCCCCUGGGCGGGCGUCCCUGCUCGCCCUGUGCACCCCUCCACACGCCCACCCGCAGGUGUCUGAACCCUGGCCCCCGCCUUCCUCCGGGACCGGGCUGUGUGGCCCCAGCCCCAGUGCUCUUGCACUUGAUUCCAGCCCUUCCCCGCGUCCUGGGGUGCAGGACUCCUGCGCGGGGUCCCCCUCUGCCGGGUCACCCCAUAUGCACACAGGCGUGCUGUCAUUUGCAUCUUAAAAGCUCGUCAACAGCCUUCCUUGACACCCUCUUUCCCUCCAGCGAGGGCUCCCUUUCUGUUCCCUCUGCAGCCCCACCCGCAGGGAGUUCUGCGUGGUCUUACACUUCUUCCCUCCUGCUCUUUCUGAAUCAGAUGUUGGGUCCCCUCCACCAGGCGGUCCUCUCCGAGGACCUGUGUUGCUGGUCCGGGCUGGGUUCUGGGUCCUCGUGUGGCCUGACCGCACAAGCUGUUCUCGGUGGGGUUGGCUCACGUCUCCCCAGCUUCCAGGACGCGUGGUGCUCUUGGUUCUCCCCCAUGCUGGCGCCUCCUGUCCCAUCUACUGUGCUCGUCCGCUGCUGGCUGUACCUUCAGACUGUAUCCAGAAGCCCACCUCUUCCCACCGCCUCUCUGCCGCCCCCUGCCCAAGCCCCGCCCCUCGCACCUGCCUGCCUCCUUCCUGCAGCGGCUCCCGCCUGCUCUCUCUCGGGUCCCACCACUGCGUCCUGUGGGUCUGCUCCCAAAACGGCUUCCAGAGCACCCUUCUUCGAAAAUACAGAUCAGAGCAUCUCCUGGUCUGCUCAGAGCCCUCCAGAGGCUCCCCAUCUCUGAGUAAAAGCCACAUCUUUAAUAUUGUCAUCUGCCUUUAUUCCUUAAUUUUGUCCCUUCACACUCUCCCCUUCCUGCCACUGUAGCCUCCGGGAGCACCACCCUUCUAGCAACACUGACCUUCUUGCCUUUCCUGGGACAUCACAGAUGGAUUCCACCAACCUCAGGGCCUUUGCACUGGUGUUCCUUCUGCCAGGAUCACCCUCUCCCCAGAGGGUCUCAUGACUCACUCCUUUGCCUCCUUCAAGCCUUUGGUCAGAUAUCACCUUCUUAGCGAGGCUUACCUGGACCAGCUUACAAGAAAUUGCAGCUUGCCCCCCGCCCCCGCCACGCCCCCUUACCUUGUGUUAUUUUUCCCCACCGCACUUACCAAUUUCUAACAGAGUAUAUAAUAUCUAUGUAUUAUGAUUAUCUAUUUUGUUUAUUGUUUAUAUUUCAACCCACUUUAAGGAAAGCUCUCUGCAGGCAUAGAUCUUUGUUUUCCUCACUGAUGCACCUUAAAACUUUAGCACAGCUCCUGGCACAUAGUAGAUACUCAGCAAAUAUUUGUUGAAUGGAACUGAAAUGGCCUUUAUUGAAGUGGUUUUAGAGGGGGCAGGAGAGCCUAGACUGGAAGGCGGAUGGUUUCUAAAGACUUUUUAAAAAUUUUUUAAAUGUUUUUUAUUUGUUGAGAGAGACAGAGAGAGAGAGAGAGAGAGAGUGGGGGAGAGGCAGAGAGAGAGGGAGA